This is a messenger RNA of Hyaloperonospora brassicae, 426 nucleotides long. The record is from the annotation of a GenBank genome assembly. NCBI's taxonomy places the organism in Eukaryota, Oomycota, Peronosporomycetes, Peronosporales, Peronosporaceae.
AUGACGUCUACGGGGCGAAUGAAAUACUCAGCAGAAGACCUGGAAGCCGCUGCGCGCGCGUAUACCGCGGGCGCCAAGAACACCGCGUUUAAGAAUGGCCUGGUAUAUAAUCGUGAGGCAUUGCUGGCGAAUGUAAACGUCAUAUACCGGGCCAAGUACAAUGCGACGCGGAGCACCGGCUUCCUUACGAUACGAUGGGUAUCAUGCUUCUUUAAGCGUCAUCCGGAUUUGUCGCUUCGCGACAGUCAGUUUAUUAAGCGUGUAUGGAACGAAGCAAGCAUUGAAGGUCAAUCGCAAUUCUUCGACGAGUAUUUGAAGCACAUCAUCGGGCGCAAUGCAAGACUGAAUCAAAUGUUUGACAUGGAUGAGACGAUGAUAUUCGAGAAGAGCAAACAGACGAAGGUGAUCGUGGUGAAGGGCUCGUAA